UGUUCCAAAUCAAAUUAAAAUUUGAAGAAACUAAACGAAAAGGCCACGGCAAUAUGCUAUUAUUAACAAAAGCAAGCAGAACCGCCGCCGUCGCUGCCGCAAACAUCAGAAAACUGCUGCCUCUGCCGUCGCCGCCGCCGUCGCAUGCAUAACUUUAAUUUUUUAAAUAUAUUGUUUUUAUUUUGAAUAAUGGAUCGUCGUGCAUUGAAGUUUAUGCAGAAAAGAGCGGACACAGAAAGCGAUACAACAACAACAGCAACAACAGUAACAGCACCAGGAUCCUCUUUGGCAACAGCUCCAGCGGGAGGCGGCACACUACCUCUGAAGGAUAACUCGAAUAUUCGCGAAAAGCCACUGCACAACAGUAACAACAACAACAACAACAACCACAACAAUAACAACAACAACAACAGCUCCCAGCAGCAGCCCAGCAAACAGCACGAGCGGCCCCUGAAGUGCCUGGAGACGCUCGCACAGAAGGCGGGAAUCACUUUUGACGAGAAAUACGAUGUGGCCAGUCCCCCGCAUCCGGGUAUUGCCCAGCAGCCGUCAUCGACACCAUCCGCAGCCACAGCCCAAGCCCAAGCCCAUCGCAACGGAGGAGCCAACACAGGCGCCGGAACACCACCCACUGCACGUCGCCACGCACACACACCGGUCACGCCGAACACCCCGAGCACUCCCAACACUACCAGUAGCACCACCCCACAGCACGCCCGACACAACAGCAACCCCAACAGCGCCAGCCACACGAUGGAGAAGUCACAAAGCCCCGCACAACAGGUGGCGUCCGCCACGACGGUGCCCCUGCAGAUCUCACCGGAACAGCUGCAGCAGUUCUACGCGAGCAACCCGUACGCCAUCCAGGUGAAGCAGGAGUUCCCCACGCACACGGCCGGCACCACUACCACGGAACUGAAGCAUGCGACGGGUCUCCUGGACGCCAGCCAGGCGAGCCAGUUGCAGCAGAUGCAGCUCCAGCAGCUGACGGCGGCGGCAGCGGAUGCAGCCGGGGGAAACGGUUCUGCAGGCGGUGGAGGAGGAGCCCAGGGCGGAGGCGCACCCAGUCCGGCGAACCAGCAGGGACAGCAACAGCAGCAGCAGCAGCACUCGACGGCCAUUAGUACGAUGUCGCCGAUGCAGCUGGCGGCAGCCACCGGCGGAGUGACCGGCGACUGGUCACAGGGUCGGACCGUGCAGCUGAUGCAGCCUUCGACGGGGUUCAUCUACCCACCCAUGAUGAUCUCCGGCAACCUGCUGCACUCCGCGGGCCUCGGCCAGCAGCCCAUACAAGUGAUCACCGCCGGCAAGCCGUUCCAGGGUAACGGCCCACAGAUGAUCACCACCACCACGCAGAACGCCAAGCAGAUGAUCGGGGGGCAAGGCGGGUUCGCCGGAGGUACUUACGCCAUCCCCUCCAGCCAGUCACCGCAGACGCUGCUCUUCUCACCCGUCAACGUCAUCUCCCACUCGCCGCAGCAGCAGCAAAGCCUCCUCCAGUCGAUGGUCGCCCAGCAGCAACAGCAGCAGCAACAACUCAACGCCCAGCAGCAGCAACAACUCAACGCCCAGCAGCAGCAGCAGCUGACGGCUCAGCAGGCGGUGGCCAUGGCCAAGGCAGGAGUGGGAGUGGGUGUGGGUGUGGGAGCCGACGCCCAGGGCAAGAUGCAGGCGCAGAAGGUGGUCCAGAAGGUGACCACCACCACCAACACGGUGCAGGCUGCGUCGGCAGGCGCUGGGGGGGCACAGUCGCAGCAGCAACAGCAGCAGCAAACCACCACCCAGCAGUGCGUCCAGGUCUCGCAGUCGACACUGCCCGGCGUGGGAGUGGGUGUGGGUGUGGGCGUGGGCGGGCAGCUGCUGAAUCCGCUGGGCGGUGCCGGCGCGGGCCAGGCGCAGCAGAUGCAGCUCGGUCCCUGGUUCUGGCAGAACGGCCUGCAGCCCUUCGGCUCGAACUCCAUCAUCCUGCGGGGCCAGCCGGACGGCACUCAGGGCAUGUUCAUCCAGCAGCAGCCCACCACGCAGACCCUCCAGACGCAGCAGAACCAAAUCAUCCAGUGCAAUGUAACCCAGACACCUACCAAGCCUCGCACCCAGCUGGAUGCCCUGGCUUCCAAGCAACAGCAGCAGCAGCAACAACAACAGCAGCAGGCGGCGGCCAACAGUCAAGCGCAGCAGCAGCAACAACAACAACAACAGCAGCAGCAGCAGCUGGCGGUGGCCACGGCCCAACUGCAACAACAGCAGCAGCAGCUGACGGCCCUGCAGCGUCCUGGCGCACCGAUUAUGCCCCACAAUGGAACGCAGGUGCGCCCGGCCAGCUCCGUGUCCACGCAGACGGCGCAGAACCAGAACCUGCUGAAGGCCAAGAUGCGGAACAAGCAGCAGCCUGUCCGUCCGGCGUUGCCGGCCCUCAAGACGGAGAAUGGUCAGGUGGUGGCGGUUGGUGCGGUGCAGAGCAAGGCAGUGGGCCAGCACAUGGCUGCCGUUCAGCAGCAGCAACAGCAGCACCAGCAGCAACAACAGCAACAACAGGCGAACCUUCACCAGGUGGUCACCACAGCGGGAAACAAGAUGGUCGUGAUGAGCACGGGCACGCCCAUAACCCUGCAGAAUGGCCAGACCCUGCAUGCAGCCACUGCGGGCGGAGUGGACAAGCAGCAGCAACAGCAGCAGCAGCUGCAGCUCAUGCAGAAGCAGCAGUUUCUGCAGCAGCAAAUGUUCCAACAGCAGAUAGCCGCCAUCCAGAUCCAGCAGCAGGCAGCAGCACAACAGCAGCAGCAACAAGUCGCCCAGCAGCAACAGCAGCAGCAACAACAACAUCAGCAACAACAGCAGCAGCAGCAGGCGGUGGCCCAAGCGCAGCAGGAUCAGCGGCAACAGGUGGCACAGGCUCAGGCUCAGGCCCAAGCUCAGGUUCAGGCGCAGCAACAUCAGCAGCAACAGGCCCUGGCUCAGCAAAUACUGCAGGUAGCGCCCAACACCUUCAUCACCUCCCACCAACAGCAGCAGCAGCAGCUCCACAACCAACUGCUUCAGCAGCAGCUCCAGCAGCAGGCACAGGCUCAAGUGCAAGCUCAGGUUCAGGCUCAGGCUCAGGCACAGGCACAGCAGCAGCAACAACAACAGCAACAACAACAAAAACAACGGGAGCAGCAGCAGCAGCAGAACAUCAUCCAACAAAUUGUGGUGCAGCAGGCGGCUGGGGCAGGCCAACAGCAACAACAACAGCAACAGCAGCAGACGCAGGCGGGACAAUUGCAGCUGAGCAGCGUCCCCUUCUCGGUAUCCUCGACCACGACGCCCGCAGGAAUAGCCACCUCGAGUGCCCUCCAGGCCGCCCUCUCGGCCUCUGGCGCCAUCUUCCAGACGGCCAAGUCGACCAGCAGCAGCUCCUCUCUGCCCACCAGCAGCGUAGUGACAAUAAGUAACCACACAACGGGUCCCCUGGUCACCAGCAGCACGAUGGCAGCCAGCAUCCACCAAGCCCAGGUCCAGCAGCAGCAACACCAACAGCAGCAGCAGCAACAACAGCAGCAGCAACAGCAACAGCAGCAGCAUCAGUUAAUCUCCGCCAGCAUUGCAGCGGCCACACAGCAGCAGCAGCAACAGCAACAGCAGCAUCAACAACAACAGCAGGGACCACCCGCUCUGGCGGCUGCAUCGCCCUCACCCGCCACGAACCCCAUCAUGGCCAUGACAUCCAUGAUGAACGCCACGGCUGGACCUGUCACCAGCAGCGGAGUGAUGUCCUCUCCUGCAACGCUGGUCGCGUUCAGCGCUGCCAGUGGAGGUAGUCAUCCGGCGACACCCACCAAGGAGACGCCGCUGAAGAUGCCCACCCCCACCGCCACCCUGGUGCCCAUUGGGUCCCCUCUAAACAGCAGCGCCACUAGCCAGGAUCACCAGCCAUCGUCCGUCAACACCACCCCCAGAUCCGCUGCAAACGCCAGUGCCAGUGCCAGUGCCACCGCGGAGGCAAGUAGCUCCACGAGUGACUCCUCCAGGGUGAAUGGAGAGGCCCCGGAGGCGUCUCAUAGCAGCAGCAGCACCACCACCACGCCCACGAAGGCCACCACCAGCACGCCCACCACAAGGCAGAGCAAUGUGGUGCUGCCCACGAGUAGCUGCAGCACCACCAGCAGCACCACUAGCUCCUCCACAACCACGCACAGCGGAAAGGAUGAUGACAAGGACGGAGCGGCUACAGCCACCAGCUUCACCAGCAGUAGCGCACCUUCAACGCCGACCACGACGACAGUCAGCAACGGGAUUGGGAUAGCAACCCUGGCCAGGGCAGGGAGCACCACUGUGACCACCACCACGACGACCAACAGCAGCAGCACUGCGACGACUACACCCACAACUACAACUACAACGACAACGAGCAUCAGCAAUGGGAGCAGCAACGCGGGAGGGAAGGAUCUGCCGAAGGCCAUGAUCAAGCCCAAUGUGCUGACCCAUGUCAUUGACGGAUUCAUCAUCCAGGAGGCCAACGAGCCCUUCCCUGUGACGAGGCAGCGCUAUGCUGACAAGGACACCAGCGACGAGCCGCCAAAGAAAAAGGCUGCCAUGCAGGAGGAGGCGAAGCCAUGCGGAAUAGCCACCGCAACGCCAGCCACAGCCACAACCAAAACCCCAUCCCCAACAGCAGGCAGUGGCAGUGCGACGGACAUGGUGGCCUGCGAGCAGUGCGGAAAGCUGGAGCACAAGGCGAAGCUCAAGCGGAAGCGCUUCUGCUCCCCAGGCUGCGCCAGGCAGGCGAAGACUGGUGUCGCAGGCAUUGCGGCAGCAGCUGGAGGCGGAGUGGGAGUGGGAGUAGGAGAGAGCAAUGGAAUGGGAAUGGAAAUGGAAAUUGGAGGAAUUGUGGGAGUGGAUGCCAUGGCGCUGGUGGACAAACUGGACGAGGCCAUGGCCGAGGAGAAGAUGCAGAUGCAGACGGACGCACUGCAGGCGCUGCAGCCCGAACCGAUGUCCCUUGUGCCAUUGUCAAGCAACACGGAGGUGCCACUGGUGUCCCUUCCUGUCCUGCCAGUCAUGGCAGGCACCCCCGUUCCAGUCCCUCCCCUAGUUGCAGUCGCACUCGCAGUUCCCGCUUCCGUGGCGCUGCCUGCGACUCCGUCUCCGGGUGCCACACCACCAGCUGCAGCGGUGGCGCCCCAGCCACCAGUACCAGCAGCAGCACCCUCCUCGAGCGCAGCGGGCGAGCGUUCGCCCAUCUGCAACUGGAGCGUGGACGAGGUGGCUGACUUCAUACGGAACCUGCCAGGCUGCCAGGACUAUGUGGACGACUUUGUCCAGCAGGAGAUCGACGGCCAGGCGCUGCUGCUGCUCAAGGAGAAUCACCUGGUGAAUGCCAUGGGGAUGAAGCUGGGCCCCGCCCUCAAGAUUGUGGCCAAGGUGGAGUCCAUGAAGGAGGUGGUCCCGGCGCCGGGCUCUGGCGAGGCCAAGGAGGCAACGGCCGCGGGAGGAGCUCAAUAAUACCAGCCUGAUGCUCCAGCCGAUGCCAUUGCCGAGGCAGAUGACGAGGACAUUCCCAUGCCCUCCUACUCGACAUCUCCGCCACCAUUCUCGCUUCUCCGUCUCCGGCUUACGUACGGAUCGAGGCAACAGAGGGAAUUGCCAGAGGGAACUGGGCUGGUGGAGCA
This is a messenger RNA of Drosophila obscura, 5648 nucleotides long. RefSeq names its product polyhomeotic-proximal chromatin protein. Gene Ontology annotation, molecular function: zinc ion binding; protein binding. Gene Ontology annotation, cellular component: nucleus. NCBI's taxonomy places the organism in Eukaryota, Metazoa, Arthropoda, Insecta, Diptera, Drosophilidae. The record is from RefSeq and is a predicted model, not a curated record.